AUGGCUUCUAAAGGCUCAAUCGCUGCCAAAACACGUGAUUGGACAUUCUUCAUUGUGAUAGGAUCACUCUUCUUGGGAACGUUCUUGGUUGCGUUGGACACCACAAUUAUCGGCACUGCCACGCCUGCAAUCAGUAGUGCUUUUCAUGAUCUGGGUGACAUAGGAUGGUAUGGAAGUGGCUAUUUCCUUACUUUGACAGCUUUACAGCCCAGCUUUGGGAAGAUUUUCAUAAUUCUCGACGUCAAAUCUGUCUAUGUGUUCUGCAUUUUAGUGUUCGAAGCUGGUUCGAUUGUCUGUGCUACUGCUUCGUCUUCCGUCAUCUUUAUCAUAGGUCGCUCAAUCCAAGGAUGUGGUGCGGCAGGGAUUCUUCAAGGGGCAUUACUUAUCGUCACCAAGGCGGUAUCAUUGGAAAAGCGGCCGCUCUAUUUAGGCAUUGUGAUCAGUGCGUUCGCUCUUUGCGUGAAGAUCGGCCCCCUGCUGGGCGGGGUAUUUACAGAACAUGUCACCUGGCGGUGGUGUUUUUGGAUUAAUGUGCCCACUGGUGCUAUUGUCAUGAUCCUUAUCAUGGUUUUCCUGAAAUUGGAGAGAUCUAGUGAGAAAGUAUCAAGUUCUUCUACCUGGUACCAGAAGGUGAAAGAGCUUGAUCUCGUAGGCACGGUCUUGAUCAUUGCUUCGAUAUGCUGCCUGCUUCUCGCGUUGCAAAGGGGCGGCCAGACUGUUCCGUGGAACUCUCCUUCGACUGUCGGUCUCUUUGUGGGAUCCGGCCUGAUGUUCAUUCUCUUUAUGCUGAUUCAGUGGAAAGGUGGCGACCACGCAACUUUGCCAUUUUCAAUUCUUCUGCGACGAUCAAUCAUUUCCGGUGCAUUGUACCUAUUUGCAAUGGCAAUGCCAACUUAUGUGUAUUUUUACUAUAUACCUAUAUACUUCCAAUCCAUCAAAGGCUUCAGUCCACUAAGGAGUGGAAUCGAUUUCCUAGCCCUUGCAAUACCACAGAUUGGAUUUACCGUACUGUCGGGCUGGCUAGCGUCCAGAUUCGGGUAUUAUACUCCAUAUUUGAUCUGCGGAACUGCCAUUAGCGUCAUUGGAUCAGGCCUUUUUACCAUGCUGAACGUGGACACAAGACUGGGGACAUGGGUUGCUUACUUUCUUGUCAUUGCCUUUGGAACUGGAAUAUCGGCUAAUCACCCAUAUACUGCGGUGCAAGCUGUGUUAGAUGAAACCAGUGUACCCAUCGGAAAUGCAAUCAUGCAAUUCGCAUUCUUUUUGGGUGGUGCUCUCGGCUUGUGCAUUGCGGAAACAAUUUUCAUCAAUACCCUCAGGUCCGAAGUUACUCGAAAUAUACCCGAUGUGCCCGUUGACCAAGUCAUCUCUGCAGGUGCAUAUGGAUUGGCUACUCUCGCAUCAUACUCACCAGAGACCCUUCUUCUACUGAAAGAAGCUUACACGUAUGCAAUCCAAAGGGUGUUCCUCUUUGCGCUAGUGGCAGGGGCUCUGGCAUUCUUAUUUUCCCUGGGCUUUGAGCAUCGAAAUCUGAGGCAGGUGGCCAAAGAGCGAGAGCAGAUAAAUCUGUCCGCCAGUCAGGAUGAUUUGACCAAUCAAUAA
Mollisia scopiformis is the source of this 1602-nucleotide messenger RNA. Its product is annotated as MFS general substrate transporter. Gene Ontology annotation, molecular function: transmembrane transporter activity. The record is from RefSeq and is a predicted model, not a curated record. The transcript has 7 exons. Gene Ontology annotation, biological process: transmembrane transport. Lineage: Eukaryota; Fungi; Ascomycota; Leotiomycetes; Helotiales; Mollisiaceae. The coding region runs from base 1 to 1602 and encodes 533 amino acids.